AUGGCGCCCCGACCCAAGACGUAUGGGACUCGGAGGUCCCAUGCAAAGCCAGCUGGUGACUUGGUGAACGAGACCACAGCGGACGAGCCCAAGCCUAAGCUGAGAAGGAUAGAUGUGAUAUCUGCUAGUAUGAGGACUGAUGAAGAGAAGGAUCUUGGAAAAGCACAAAAAGAAGAAAAGAAGGACGUACCAUCGCAAGGUCUGGGAAAGGAAGACAAGUCGGCUUCUGGCAUAGCACUGGGACAGCGUGCCGCUCCAUCACGUACACCAGAUAUCGAAGACAAGUCCACAACUGCAUCGCCGGCAUCAGGGUCUCUCAAAAAUAGGAGGAUGUCGGCUCAAGACAUGUUGGUCCCAGACACAUCAGUAAAGGAGCGUGGUUCGCGUUGCAAAAGCAUUAGAAAAUUGGUCAAUGGAUCAGCAACAUUGGAGAACGAGAACCUCAUCACCAACACGGGCUUCGAAUCCGUUCCAACAGAUCAUACCUCCCCUUCGCAUGCAAAAGCGAUUUUUCGUCCGAACGGCUUUACCGAUGACAAUCAACAGUCCUAUGCUGGCCAUGACCUUGACUUAACAGAUAAACCAAGUGAUAUAGGUGAUCUAGCCAUCUGGGUCGCGCAAUUAAUCCGCAAAAUCUCAGACAAGAGUCUUACAACAGCAGUAUCCGAGUCAGGGCAGAAAGAUUCUAACCCACAACCUGAACAUGAUAUAGAAAUGGUUGAUGCGCGAGACAAUGUAGAGGAUGUUCGCAUGACGAGAGGCAAAGAAAAAAAGAGAUUGCAACAAUUGAAGGCGAAAGAGCCUGCAAAUGACUUGAGCGGCAAAUUUGUUGCUGGAGUAGGAAAUUUAUUGAGGCCGAGAGAUGCAGCACCUAUAGAGAUGCAGUUGAAAGAUGACUUGAACGACGAGCUCAAACAAAGACUGUUUGGACCUUCAGUCUCGACAGACAUGUCAACUGGUGUUAUUGAGCGGAAUGCUUGCGGGAAGCUUCUGUUUAAUACCCUUGUUGAUAUUGGCGAUUCGGCUAACCGUAACUCUGCUGCGGUCCUGAAGUCGGCUCUUGAGGAAAGAAAAGAUGAUGCUCCAUUUCUUUCCGCUGUGAAACUGCUUGCAUCAUCAUCAGAAAUCAUGGCUUUCAUCAACUUUCUCUUCAGCAAAGAUGAUCCCCUUCAAUGGGAAGCCUCAAAUGCUGAUGAGUCUCGUCCAUCCACUGGGUUGGAAACCUCUGGGGCGACGACCGUUACCGAAACGUCUGAUCUCACAAGUCGUGCAGGCACCUCUAUAACUGACGCAGAGAAUUCGUUUAAGGCCACAACCAAAAACAAAGCAAUGGACAGCGAGAAACAUGAGAAACAAAAACGAUCACAAGAAGCCAUCCAAGCGCUCGAUGCGGCAACAACGAUUCUAGUCCAGAUCCAACAAGGUGAGGCUGGCAUGGACGUUGUUACACCCUAUGCCAGCGGCAGCAUGAUUUCAAAUCCUGUUGGCCAGCGCCAUAUGAAUACCUAUGGAACUGCAAAUGGUCCUCCAUAUUCUGACCAUCCCACCUAUGGAAUGGCGCACGGCCUUCCUGUGGGUGCGAAUCUUAACAACUAUGCUUCGCCUUAUGCCAUUCCUUUGGCUACCCAUCCGGAUAGCUAUGCCUCCCCCUACUCCAAUCCUGUGAACCAGCCUCCUGCAAAUUAUGCCUCACCAUAUGCCAAUUCUAUGGUCCCCAAUCAAGCCAGUGGAUCUGGAUCUGUCGGUAGCGGUGACAAUCGAGCCAACACGCAUGAUGGUCAUGAGACACCACAUGACAACAAGGAAGCUCAUACAGCACUCCAGGAUAUCAUCGGAGCUACGACCGAAGCCAAAAAAGAGAACGAUAAAGCUGCUGGCCAAGACAUCAGCAAUGAAGAGGAGGAUGCAAGCAACGCAAGUAAGGAAAAUGAUGGCCAAGGCGUCAGCAAUGAAAAAGAGGAGACAAGCAAAGCAUGCAACGAAGCUCCUGGCCAAGGCGUCAGUAAUAAAAAAGAAGAGGCGAGUAAUGUUGUUGACUUGGACGAAACCGACGUCGAUGAUGCCGACAAGCAGGGCAACAGCAGAGGAGAGGAUGAGACACGCAGCGAUGACGAUCUGACAGACGAUGACUUGACAGACGAUGACUUCAUGCCAGCAAAGACUGACAACCAAAAUAUCGUCCCCCCAGCUGAGAACCAUAAACUCUUUACCGGUGAACGCCUUGGAGAUUUUACCUCUAGGGAGAACAUUGAUUGGUUACUCGCCGUGGGCAAUGGUGGCAAGAUUCCAACACCAAACAAGAACACAAGAAUGAGUUCUCCUUCCAGAAGCUCAUCGUCUCAAACAGACGCUCAGGUCCAGACGGAGGUCAGCAGGAUCAUUGACCAAAUCAUGCUCUACAAAGAUUGGCGCGGUCACCCUGGUGGGACUACGAAGCAGCUCUUCUACGCAUCAGCAGAGGGGCAGCGACUGGCAGCAGAAUUGAGGCGUCUAAUGGCUAUUGCGAAGCCUGUGCUCAACACGAUCAUACCAUUGGCAGAGAGCCAAGCUAGACUGAGGUUCUACCAACAGCUUGAGAGCCAUGCAAUCAAGGAAAAGCGAGACCGUGAGAUUCAGGAAGGCAUCAACCGGUUUUACGGGGCUCCUGUUCAGAUGCGACCAUGGGGCCCUCCUCCUGCUGGGAUCCCUGUCGUUGGGUUCCCCAUCCCUCCAACAUUGCCUUCUAAUGGGCCCGUGCAGGUACCGUUCGUCCGACGUGGCAACGUCAUAACAGCACCACCGGGCGGAAGAAAUCCUGAAGAGGAGAAAAAAGCCGAGACCUAUGGCUAUCCACCUAUGCCAGGGUCGCGACCAGGGGACUCUCAUCGAGGACAAAAGAGGAAGACGGCGGCACGACACUAA
Molecule: messenger RNA, 2901 nt
Organism: Letharia columbiana
Lineage: Eukaryota; Fungi; Ascomycota; Lecanoromycetes; Lecanorales; Parmeliaceae
Exons: 3
Coding region: 1-2901 (966 amino acids)
Source: RefSeq, a predicted model, not a curated record